Molecule: messenger RNA, 1499 nt
Organism: Propithecus coquereli (Coquerel's sifaka)
Lineage: Eukaryota; Metazoa; Chordata; Mammalia; Primates; Indriidae
Gene: NEIL1
Product: nei endonuclease VIII-like 1 (E. coli)
Exons: 10
Coding region: 115-1287 (390 amino acids)
Biological process (GO): base-excision repair
Cellular component (GO): nucleus
Molecular function (GO): damaged DNA binding; zinc ion binding; DNA-(apurinic or apyrimidinic site) endonuclease activity
Source: RefSeq, a predicted model, not a curated record
ACUCGGAACCUGGAUGUUCACUUUUUCCUGCAAAUCGAACCAUUUCGGGACCCUGGUCCGCGCGGCGCUGAGCGGGCGGAGGGCGAGGACCCUGCCACCCGCCCCUCCUGCAGAAUGCCUGAGGGCCCCGAGCUGCACCUGGCCAGCCACUUUGUGAAUGAGGCAUGCCGGGGCCUGGUGUUUGGCGGGGGUGUGGAGAAGUCUUCCAUCAGCCGCAACCCCGAGGUGCCCUUUGAGAGCAGUGCCUACUGCAUCUCGGCCUCAGCCCGCGGCAAGGAGCUGCGCCUGACGCUGAGCCCUCUGCCUGGGGCCCAGCCCCCACAGGAGCCACUGGCCCUCGUCUUCCGCUUCGGCAUGUCCGGCUCCUUCCAGUUGGUGCCCAGAGAUGAGCUGCCACCCCAUGCCCAUCUUCGCUUUUACACAGCUCCACCUGGCCCCCGGCUCGCCCUGUGCUUUGUGGACAUCCGCCGAUUCGGCCGCUGGGAUCUUGGGGGCAAGUGGCAGCCGGGCCGAGGGCCCUGUGUCUUGCUGGAGUACGAGCAGUUCAGGGAAAACGUGCUACGAAACCUAGUGGACAAAGCCUUUGACCGGCCCAUCUGCGAGGCCCUCCUGGACCAGAGGUUCUUCAAUGGUAUUGGCAACUAUCUGCGAGCAGAGAUCCUGUUCCGGCUGAGGAUCCCCCCCUUCGAGAAGGCCCGAACGGUUCUGGAGGCCCUGCAGCAGCGCAAGCCGAGCCCAGAGCUGACCCUGAGCCAGAAGAUCAGGGCCAAGUUGCAGAACCCGGACCUGCUGGAGCUGUGCCACUCAGUGCCCAAGGAAGUGGUCCAGCUGGGGGGCAAAGGCUACGGGCUGGAGAGUGGGGAGGAGGACUUCAUUGCCUUUCGAGCCUGGCUGCGGUGCUAUGGCGUGCCAGGCAUGAGCUCCCUGCGGGACCGGCACGGCCGCACCAUCUGGUUCCAGGGGGAUCCUGGACCCCUGGCACCCAAAGGGCGCAAGUCCCGCCACAAGAAAUCCAAGGCAACAGGGCCGAGUCCUGAGGACAGAGCGAAGAACCCUCCACCUCCAAACAAGGCCCCUUCCAGGACACGAAGGGCUUGGAGAGACCUUCCUGAGAAGACUGCACCCCAGCAGCCUGAGGGGACCAGCCUCCAUCAGGACUCAGAAGCUCCCACAGUCCCUGAGAAAGGGAGGAGGAAGGGGCGACAGGCCACCCCUGGCCACCGCAGAUCUCGGAAGAUUAAGGCUGAUGCUCCACCCUUGGAACCGGAGGGGACCUCAGCCUCUUAGCAGGAGGGUCUCCUUGCUUACCUGCCGUCUUGCCCCGAACCUGGGGGCCUGUCUGAAUUCCUAGAAGCAGGCGGCAUCUCAAGGGGGCCGUAUGCUUCAGGCCCAGUGGCUGUUCCCUGCACAACUGGGAUGUUUUUAAUUGUACCCAACCUUCCAUAUUUUUAAAGCCCAUGUGAAAAAUGCUGUAUUUUUUAUAAACCAAUAAAUGUGAA